AUCAAGAACACCAUGAAAUCAACGGAAGGUGAAGUGCGUAUAAGUCAAAGACGGACGAGGAAAUCGGAAAUCCAACAAUUAUUUUCAUAUUUUAUGGCACAGUUCAUCAACUGAUGAAGAUAGGUCCAUUUCUGGAGGUCUCCUAUGAUAAUCUUUGUCAGCCUGGAAGAUGGCGAACCUCAGCUACGACACUCGGCAUGAAAGUUCAGAUGAUGGCAACAAAACAGCCUAUCGUGGUUGUGUAUCAAAGAGCAUUCACGUGACAGGUGUAUUGCACAUUGUUGCUGGAGCACUGUGUAUAGUGUAUGGUAUUUCAGCCAUCAUUCUCCAAGCCCGUGUCUCGUACCUAGGCAUCCCUAUCUGGGGAGGGUUACUGAUCUUCAUGGUAACUGGGUCAAUAGGUGUUGCUAAUUACUUCAAUCCUACGAGCAAGAAAAUUGUUAAGUACUACCUGGUGAUGUCCAGCAUUUCUGCAGUUUUCGCUUUCCUGAUGAUUAUAGCAUUUGGGAUUUUCAUCGAUAAAGAGGACCAUCCAUGGGGUACCGGUAGAUUUAUUUGUCAUCCCCUUAUGAGAUCCAUCUGUGGGAGCGAAGCGGAGUCACGUAUUGUGGUGAACGCCAUAUUGAUCUUGAUCUUUGUACUGGAGUCACUUUGCGGUGUGGUAGCAGCCAGCGUGGCCUGCUACAAGGCAUGUCAAUGCUGCCGAGACGGCUACGAUACGUGCAGGAUGUGUAGCCUGUCCAAAUUGUGCAGACUGUGCAGAGACGAUCGAGGAAACUCCAAUAUAGUCUAUUAUGCUGUCAAUAGAGGAGACACGCCAAUGAUGGCAGUACCCAAUAACCAGUCUGCUGGGCCUGUCUAUUUUGCAGGUGAAUCUUCUGGCACUUCUACUCAGCCAGGUCAAUUCAUGUAUCUUGCCCCGAGCCCCCAACACCAGUCUUUCAUGGCUCUACCAGCAGUGGCGCAACAGAACCAACCGAUCCCCAUAUUGCCCCCACCCCCAAAACAUCAACAACCUUCCCAACAGCAGCAACAACAACCAGUCGUAAUUCACCAGCAAUCAGGAAUGGUCCAACUGCCUAGUGGCCUUCCAGCGGAACAAGCUGGCUUCAUCCAGGUCCAAGCACCGGGGCAGAUGCAGCCUCAAGGUCUUGCUCAGACCCAGCCAUCCCCAGAACAGGAACCUGCAUCGCAACCUCAAACCUCAGGAAUGUUCCAACAGUUCAGUGGCCUUCCAACGGGACAACCUGGCUUCAUCCAGGUCCAAGCACCGGGGCAGAUGCAGCCUCAAGGUCUUGCUCAGACCCAGCCAUCCUCAGAACAGGAACCAGCAUCACAACCUCAAACAUCAGGAAUGUUCCAACAGUUCAGUGGCCUUCCAACAGGACAACCUGGCUUUGUCCAAGUCCCAGCCAUGGGGCAGAUGCAGCCUCAAGGUGCUCCUCUAACCCAGCAACAGGCAUCACAUCCACAACCAGCAGGAAUGGUUGAACAGCUGAGAGGCCCUCCACAAUUUGGCUUCUUUCAGGUACGAGGCCCAGGAGGGCAGAUUCAGAUGAUCCAAGCCCCAUUAAUGUAUCCUCAGGCCAUGAUGGCUCCAACCCCUCAGCAACCUGUAGCAACUGAGGAACAGGUGCAGCAGCAACCUGUAUCAACUGAGGAACAGGUCCAACAGCAGCAAACAGCGCCCUCUAAUUCUGCUGAAGCCCAUACUGAGGAAGAAGGUGUAGCUGUAUGAGUCAGUUGUCUCAAGAAAAGCAUUUCCUCAAGUGAAAGUCUCCAAUGAUCAGUUCAGUGACCAGCCUGCUUUCAUCUGAAAAUCAACAUGACUUUGUGUAACUUGGUUUUAAAAAUACUGCAGGAAUUUUACUCAAUUUUAUAAGGUGAAUGUUUGAAAUCAUGUCUGAAGCAGUUUACUUCUUGCUAUGGUUAGUUCAGUGACCAGACUGGCUCAUUGAAAAAGUAUUUUUUUAAAGAAUUUUAAUUUAAUUAUAUUAAUUGUUUUUUAUUCAGUACUGUAAACAAAUUUACAAGAGCUUGAUUCUCUAAAGUAGAAUUUCAUUGAUAAUGACAAGUAUGGCCUAUUAUUCAUCACUAGAAACUAGGAUGCUUGCAGAUGACAUUUAGGUCAACUGCGCAUCAAGCUAUAAUUAAACAUAAAUAAAAGCACCUCUCAGAAUCUGAGAUAUACAAGCACUUUGCCAGAAAAUUUAGCAAUAUUUUGAUAGUAUGAUUGAUUUUAAACAUGAAGGGAAGUGAGGCCUAUGCAGCUGAUUAUAAUCCUGUGCUGAGAAGCAUCGAGGGCAAGGUUAAAUGAUUUCAACUGAUUAGAUUUGGGGUUUAAGAGGGUAAAGGUUGUUGGGUCAUAACAACCUAAUGGAAACAUUAAAAACAAAAGUUAUAUUUAGUUAGUUUAUUUUUCUGAUUGUUUCAUCUUGUGCUUUGUAAGUGAUAUUAAUGCAACACAUACAUUCUAAUGGAAUCAUAUUAGAAACACAGUUUCAUUAAUUUAGUUGUUUUCUUCUUUUUUUCUUCAUUUUGUCCUUUGUAAGCGAUAUUUAUGCAACACAUAUACAUGUAUUAUAAUUAGAAACACAGUUUCAUUUAUUUAAUUCAUUUUUUAUUGUUUCAUUUUUUCAUUUGUAAGUGAAUGUAUUCAACACUUACAAUCUAAUUGAAACUGUACCUCUGAGCAGCUUUGUCCCUGAACAUGUGUGUACAUGUAUGUGAUCAUGUUUUUUAACACUAAAUUCUCAUACACUUUCACCACAUUUUUAUACAACUCAUGAUAUUUUGACUUGAAGCAAGUUUUUAGUAUAUUUUCUAUAGAUUACAUAAAAUGUUUAAAACAUGAUAUAAGUUUGUUCAUAAUGAUAAUGGUGCAAAAUUUUAUAAUUAUGAUAGUGGAUUUGAUUGUUUCAUCAAAAAUCAAUUAAUAGAAAUGAUAUGGAAUUUUUUAUCAAUUCAGAAUAUUUUUUAAAUAUAUUUAUGUAUUGAUAUCAAGUAUUUCAUAAUGAUGAAUUUAUUAUAGAAAAUGUUUUUAAUUUUAUGCUGCUGUCAAUCCAGCCAGUUAAAAGAAAGUGAAACAAGGGUAAAAUGACUAAACAAAAUUGCUAAGAAUUUUAUUUUAUGAUCUUAUAGAUAUAUUUCCUCUGUUUUCAUUUGCAGAAAAUCUAAAUUUUCUUAGCAUCAUAUAAAAGGUAUAAUGCAAAUCACUCUGUUUCAUUGAUAAUGAGUACAAGUCACAAUAUCAGUGAAGGGCAUUAGAAUGUUUGUAAUGAGUUUGUAACAGAUUAGGGAAAUAUAUUAGAUAAAAUUAAUAAGCUGUGAAUGUUUUUAAUCUGAGAUCACUUAAUCUAAAAUUGUGAAAUGGGUCAUUCGACUAUUGAAUAAUCUCAGAGUUGUUAGACAUUUUUUUUCUCUCCCAAGUUCAGUUUGCUUGUCAGAACACAUACAAAAUUAGACGUCUGCCAAUGAAUGGAUCACUUUGACAUUGCCAAUUUGCCAAUUCUCCAUGUGUUUAGUGAUUAUAAAUUCAUGUGUUUAAUAUUUGUUAUCCAAUUUGGCUCAGACUUUCCCUGAUCUGUUUCAUAUAUGUUUCUGCUUUCAAUCAAAGGAACCUUCUGUCAAGGUUUUGCAGGCCAAAAAAAGUGAAAAGGUCAAAUUCCAACAGCAUUUGAAAGAUAAUACUAAUUUAGAACUUCCCUUAAA
Molecule: messenger RNA, 3711 nt
Organism: Strongylocentrotus purpuratus (purple sea urchin)
Lineage: Eukaryota; Metazoa; Echinodermata; Echinoidea; Camarodonta; Strongylocentrotidae
Product: glutenin, low molecular weight subunit-like
Exons: 8
Coding region: 170-1738 (522 amino acids)
Source: RefSeq, a predicted model, not a curated record